Molecule: messenger RNA, 39838 nt
Organism: Xyrichtys novacula (pearly razorfish)
Lineage: Eukaryota; Metazoa; Chordata; Actinopteri; Labriformes; Labridae
Source: the annotation of a GenBank genome assembly
AUGCCAACCGGUAAGCUGCAACCACGCUCAAAUCUUAUUAUUUUGAUAUAUUUAUUUAAAUCAUAGGCUCACAGGAAGGUGACUUCUUCUUUAUGUGGUGGGACUUUUAAUCUCUGUCCAAGUUGUUGAGUGUCUACAAACCUCAUCUAAAACAAGAUCCUGUUUUGGGAUGUCUACAUGAGAUGAAUACUUGUUUAACACAAAUACAAGAUCCUUUUUCAAGUGGUCAAACUUCAGUCAAAUAUAAACAUUUCUGAAACUCAUUGAUGGUUUUGGCUGUUUGUUUUUGUGGGUUUUUUAAAAGCUUUGUGUGUCUGUGUGUGAGAGAUAGUUUUCCUCAGCUGACAGCACUGUGUGAAGUGUCUUCACAGCGUCCGUCUCUGGGCAGCAUGGUUGUAUGAACAGCGUCCUCUGGUUGUUUUCUCACCCCUGGAGUUGAAUGGAGGGUGUUUACUUUCUCGCAGACGUUGGGGGUUCGAGUCCCUGAUGAUGCUUGGAUGAUUGUGCGCACAACUUUCAGCUACUCUUUCAUGACUGUUGGUGGUUUUGAUUUUAUUCAGCAUGUAUUCACAAAUGUUAUACAGGUAUAGGCCAUUUGGAAAGCUAAAAACAUAUGUUAUAUUUCUGUAUUGGAGUUUUUCUGCUGAAGAACUCUAAAAAGCAUCUUUUUGUUUAUCCUCUUUAUGGUGUAGGUCAGAAAAGAUCAAGAAAACCUCAACAGUCAGACUCCUAGCUCUCUUCUUCUUCCGUUUUCUACCUCUUAUCUCUCAGGGCCGGCACAUGUGCCAGGCUCCUCUUACUGGCUUUAGUUUUGACCGAGUGUUGAGAUGCCAUUCUGCAGCCUGUGACCCAAAUUAGAGCCUUGGGGGCAGCAGUUUGGGGGGUGGCCACAAAUGGGAUAGAGUAGAGGAGAGGAGAGGAGAGAAGGAGGAGGGGGAGAAUAAUUACUGUUUAGAGCAAACUCUUUGGUUUAGAGGUGCCGGAGACAAUGGACCCCUCCGUCCUCCUCCUCCUCCCACCCUGCUAGCUGGCUCAGUCCUCUGGGAGGACAUCUGCCCCCCAUCCUGAGCGCUCACGUGCAAGAAUCUGCAGCUCCAUGGAGGAAAAACAGGGUGCAGAGUGGGGGGUGGGCAGGUCCCUGUGGAGUAAUCUGUCAGAUAAAGAAGAGAAAUCAAUACUUUUCUUCAUGUUGCAUAUUAAGAGGGUAGAUUCAGGAUUCAGGAGGGUCCGGGCUAAAAUCCAGAGAAUGAGGCUAGUGUGUCACACUCAGAGGGGAGGGCCAAGGGUAUAUGCAGCGAGGGGUCGCACGGGUGUCCCAUGGGUGGGUGUUAAAUUAUGUGUGUGAGUGUCUGAAAAUAAGGAGGUGUUAGUUUGCUGUUGGAGAUGUCUUUCCCACAGAGGUUAAACACCGGUGCUGCUGUCACACACAUUCCUCUCUCAUGUCAGCAGAGUCACUGACAAACAGAGGUGCACUCCUGAAGACUCCAGGCUUCAACUCACAUAAUUCAACGAUAAAGAGGUGUUAACUGUGUUUAAAUGCCGUGUGCAUGCUGGAUUUUAUCAGCGUUUUAAUGGUUUGACUUUGAACAAAAGCCAUUUGUCGCUGAUUAGCCUAGCAGCCGUGUGUGUGUUUACUCUACCUGUGUUUUGCGAGGCAAUGAAAGCCACAGAAGUCCAUAAAAUCGCACAUCAACUUUAUACUCCUGUCUUUACUAGUUGUGACAUGUGUUCAUUUCUUUGAAGCUGUCUGGAAAUCCUAUCCUCUCUCUCCCAAAUCUCCUUUUCUUUUUCCGCCUAUUCUCUCAAACAUCUGCAUUAUAAUAUCAGGCCCCGGUCUUUGCAGCUCUUUGUUGCUCCAGUGAUAAGUUGCUCAUUUAAAGCCCCGCCCCCUGUCUCCAAUCCCAUCUUUGCCCCUCUGCCCUCGCUCUUCUCCUCCGCUGUGGUUUGGCGGUGGUGUGAAAUCCUGAGUGACACUUUAAGGUCCUCAGCGUCAGUUGUGAUCAAGCCUGCAUCUCUAUCAGAAACAGACAAACCACGAGAUGAGAGGCUGGAACGAAACGGGGAGAAGCAGAUUAAAACUGUCUGAGGCCUGAGUUUGACCCUUAAAAAGGGUUCAGGUGCUUGUAGAAUUUGGACUGAGAGAUCAGAUUUUUAAGGGUUAAAGAACCACACAAGGCAAGCUUGAAUACGAGACAGAGCAAGUGGGAAAUGAAAAGAAGAAAAAAGGGGAGUGGGUGGUGUUUGACCUUUGGCCUCUCAUCUCAUCUCUUCUUCCUACUUUCAUUCCUCUGGGUCCUCUCCUCUUCAUUUCUCACUCUCCCACUGACACUCGGGUCCCCUUCUCGUCAAGUUUCCUUGCACUGCUACCCCUCAAGUUUGAAGUUCAGCAAGAUGCGCCAAAAGUGAAAACAAAUUCCACCAGUCUACACGCAAUUUAUCCCACUUCUUUCAGAAAAGUUUUAGCUCACCUGGGGGCCUUGAAGCUGUACAGUCAGCAAAAGUUGCAUGGCAUUGAACUCUUUUGCCAGCUGGUAGGCCUGUUUAGUAUAAACAAGAACACACACGGACAAACAAGGCUGAUUAAAGGAGUCCAGAGCCGUUCAAAUUGUGUGGUCAAAUCCUGUCUGGGCAACCACCUCCACGCUGGGACCAAAUCUUCAGUCUUAUCCAUUAAAUUUAGCUAAUUUUUGAUAAAUUGUAUAAAUGUUUUGUACAAAUCUGGGUACAACACUUUGGCACCUGUUGUUGUUAUUAUUAUAUAAAAAAAUGCUUUGUAUCAGAUAUGUCACUGUUUAACAUCUUAUCAUGAUUUUUAGGUAGAAAUCAGUCCACUUUGAGCUGUGUCACACAUAGAUGCACUGAUACGAGAAAAAUGUCUGAAGAAAAUGUCCUGAAAUUUUAAAUGUUUCUGCUUCAGAACUUUCCAAAUAUGCUUUUUGUUUUUGUUCUUGGAAAUGAUUCUCCUCUCUUAAGUGGAAGUUUUUAUUUGUCUAGUUUCUUGUUGCUCUUGCAGGUUUGCAAAAUUCAAUUCAUGAUUUUAAUGUCGUCACCAAAGUGAAUUUUCCUGGCUUACCCAAACUUAACUUGAGCCUGGCAGGAAAAUUUCUUGAUUAAGUUGAGAUGAGAAAUAUCUUUGCAUUUGCACAUGCAGCUCACAUGUAAAUUUCAGGCAAUUUCAUGAGUUUUUGUGUUUGUGUGAAUACAGCCUGAGAGACAUUCAGGCCUUCUCCCUAUAGACUUUGGUCAGUUUGGAUAAUGACGGGUUUGAAUCAAAUCUAUUAUGACAAAACUGCAUGUUUUAGGUUUUCAUUGACCUGAGAUGUGCUGUAAAUAUAAUUGGAUUUUACAAAUUUUAUUCAGUUUCCUUUUUUCAAAAUGUUCAAAUUGGCUUUUUCUGUCAUGCACGCUGAAUCGCUUUUGAAACCUAAUAAAAACAUGCCAGCACAGCUUGUUUUUAGGUGACAAUUAAGGCUUUGGUAUGUUUAAAACUCUUCUAAAUAUGUCACUCUUAUAUUCAAACAGUACAAAAGGACAACGCCUACUGUGAUUUCCUCUCAGAUGGUCCCUCUAGAUGAGACUCAGUCAUUUGAAUAGGGAGUGUUAGGAACACAUGUGCACCAAAUGCAAAUCUAAGCCCCGGAGGUCUGCAUUCAUACACACAGGCUGGUCAGUGUGUAUUUUUAUAGAGUAAAGUAUAUGCUUGCAGAGGGAUGGUCCGAGCUCAGAGGAAUGUCCCGUGGAGCUCAUGUACAUGCAGCCAACAGUUACUUCAUGACCAGCCAAACAUAUACUGAGGCUGGAUGUAUAAUAGGAAGAGGGAGGAGAUGAAUGGCAGGAAGAGAGAAUAAAAAUGGUAGGAAAUAAGACAGUGGCUGGAAUGUGGGGAACAUUUUAUGUAAUGGCAUCAAUCAAAAAAGGAGAGUGGGAACAAGUGGAAGGGGUUGUAAAUGAUGAUUGCUACUUGUGGACAUGCUCUGGAAAACUGUCAUUGGUUCUUCUUCACCAGCAAGAACAGUUGUAUAAUAAAGUGUUGUAAACACGUCUGUAUGUUUGCUUAUAUCACACUGAUAAAUUUAAUUAUUCAAAUUCACAAGUGGCAGGACAAGUGGCUUUCAGUCAAAGGGGAAAAUUUGCAUGUCGCAGGACAAAUCUGGAUAUCAAGACCAUAUGCAAAUGUGGCUUUGAUGAAGGGCGAUUCCUUUCUUGUUGCAUUAAAUCCAAGUGUGACUUACCUUUAGUGCAGUUUUUGGUGUCUCUCCAAAAAGAUCUAGAAUAUAAUACCUCACAGACUAAUUUUGCACUCUUUAAAUCUUGUGCACCAUUAAGUUCGACGUGCAUCAUGACAUGAAUUUUAUUGAUGUGUCUGACGGAGUCCCAAAGCAGUCUAAAAUUUAUGACUCUGUGAAUCAUGAGCCCAAACACAGACGUCCAAUGCAGCCUUCGUAAGCUGCAUGCAAGGCUAUGAGGUCAGCAUGGUGUAACCCACAGCGUAUCUGCCUCUGUGGUGGUCACUGUAAUCAUGCGUUUGCGCCAAACUGAUCCUGAACUUGCCCGACGCAGUCAGCCAAAAGUAAUGUCAGCCUUCAGAGCUAGCCAAACCAAGUUUGUACUUUCCAAAGAUAGAUCCUUUUCACCACGAAAUCCUCUCCUUGGCUUCAUUGUGUUUUACUGCUGAGGGAUACUCCGUGGUAGUUUUUGUGUGGGCUUUGUUGACUGGACCAGCAUACCUCACAUUGUUAGUUUAUUAUAUUUGAUUCAACCCAAUAAUUAAGGGAUACCACUCAAGCCAAAAUAAACACAAGGACUUGUUCUGCAUUCAACUCCUGCACAUGGCAGACUACUUAAAAUGUUAUGAUGGGACUUAAUGGUUGAAAUAUCCAAAUCAGAUGUUUACAUGCACGUUAUAAAACACUCACAGGGCUGUGGUAGCUCCCAGUGAGGGUCAUCAGGGCUGUAAAAAGUCAAGGGUGCUCACAGCUGUUUGCUGACCACUCCAGAGUAAAGAGCUCUUCAGGUGACCAUAAAGUGUGCGACUGAAGUGGACGGGUUAAGUGUAGCAUGAGUCAUUAAACCUGGCUGGACAGGUAGUGAGGCUUCAGACUGACGGCAUGGAUGAGGGGAAGAGUUAUUACAUCUCACUUGCUGCAGUUUGUGACUUGCUCAGGUGUGAAUGAAUGUACAACUUUGAAGGCUAUAUUCAACUGGUGCAGAUAGAGAUUUUUUUAAAACGCUAGUUUUUUUUUAGGGCUGCAGAGUAUUCCAUUGAUUAAUCGAGUAAUUGGAUAAAACAUAAUUUUGUUUUUUGGUAAGUGAAAUUAUCGCAGAACAACACGCAGAACAACACGCACACUUGUUCCGCGUUAGUGGAUUGCAAUUCUCAUAAGAAAGCUAAUUAUGAUAUUAACUUUCAUCAUGUACCUAAAGACAUUAGUGUCCGAGAGCUGAAUAGCUCCUAUGUUGCCUGCUUCUUCUACGACACCAGCAAUGUUAGGCUACAAGCUAGCAUGAAGAGGAGUGUGCGGAGCAGCUAUGACUCCGCCCACGACUCAGAGGUGAAGUGCUAAUGAGCUACUGGAGCUCUGCAGAAGAAAAGUCCCUCGCAUCAUUCAUUUUUUCUGCUCCGCAAAACCAAAACCACGCUUACUCCUCCUUCUACUGUGGGGUCAUGAGCGCGUUAUGUCACCUUGAAAAUUAUCAGUGUGAAACAGUGAUGAUUUGUUUUAUAAAUGAGUACUUGAUUAUCAUUUUUUAUUGUUAUUUUUAAUCAGUUUGAGCACUGUGACUUUUGUUUUGACCAUUUGAAUCCAUUUAUAAUACAAAAACAAAACAAGUAUUUUCACAAAGGUAUCGUAAUAUCUUUAAAUGAAACAUGAGAUUUGUGUUUUCAUUUGUGCAAAACACCACAUGUGACUCACAGAGCUCUGCCAGUGUUUCGUACUCUCUCUCUCUCCCCUCUCUCUCCCUCAGCACAUUGUCCGCCCAGGCCUCAGUCUGGCUCUCACUGUUUGCCUUCCAGACAGGCCUGAUGUUUGACGUUAUUAAACUUGGCCACAAAGCGCCCAGGCUCCUUUGUCUUUUUCAAGUUAAAUGAAAGCCAGAGAUUGAAGCCAGGUUGUUUAGGGCACUCGCUGGUUCACUCACUCCUCAGUUUGGCAGGAAACACAGCCCUCACACACUACUCUAAUCCUUGCAUGCAUGAACCUGUGACACACACACACACACACACACACACACACAAAGGAGAAACAGUCCUAACCUGCAUGCUUAGGACCAUAAUUAGAGAUCAUUUACAAGGAUCAGGUUGAACAUAAUCUGGAAGGGAGGUAACCAAAGCUUGGCCAUCUUUGCUUUGUCUGUCUGUCUGUGUGUGUAUUGAGGAGGGGUGUGUGUUGGUUAGCCAUGUGUGAGAGUGUGUAUGUGUAUGUAAGAGCCAGUUCACCCAGGAAACGGGCAAGGUGUGCCCAAAACAUGAAGCUUAGAAGGUGGGAAGGAGGGCCUGGGCAAAUAUAAGAUGGAGCAACCUCUGACUGUGAUGUUUGGGUUUCACUGCGGGCGGAAACACAUGCCUUCUCUGUAUUUGCUCUCCUAGUAUGUUUAUGUGUGUGUGUGCAUGUUGCACAUGUGCACACUCUACUGCUCGUCCAGCCUUAAAAGCUUGUGUGAGGAUCAUGAGUUUAUUAGCACGGUCAGCGUUAUCUUUUGAGCUGAUAAGCUUAAUGCAUUUAGUGUGAAACAUGCGCACACAACAAAGGUAAACUGACUUUAUCAGCAGUGAUAAGGAGGAAUAAACCCCAGAUUUGUCAAAAAGCCAAUAAAACGGUCAGUUAGGCAUUAAUGUCAUGAUGUGUACUGUAAAAUUAACCCUUUGUGUGUUUUGUACAGUGACUUGAAAGCCAUGUGUGGCAGAUCAAAGAGCUGAGGCUUGUCAGUUUAUUGUGUUGUUUUCAUUCAUUGAAUAUUUUCUCCUGUCUGAUCGGUAGUCAUUAAAAAGUGGGUCAGGCUCGGGAGUGCAAACAUUAGGGUGGACACACACACACUCGCACACAGGCAUGCAAGCGCACACAAACAGUGAAUCAGUUCCAAACUUGUCUGAGAAAAACACUGUUUCAUGCCAUUUCACUUUUUGGACGCUCCAGUUCCUUUUUGUUUUUCUUGGCACAGCAGUGAGGCGAAAUUAAAACAGGGAAAAGCAGUGAUUCAGCACUUAAGGCUCUCCCUUUGUUGCUGUUUAUAAGAAGUACAUACAAAAAGGGUCAUUUUUCCUGCUGCAUGUCCAGGAUGGUUGUGUAUUUCUUUAAAGCUAAGCAAAGCAGGAUGGAGGUUAGGGUCAUCACGUGUCCUAACACUUGCUAUAUUUUGCUAAAGAAACAGGCAAAGCUAAAAAGAUGUUUGGUGGCUAGUACUAUAGCUGGGACCCUAUAUGUGCUGUUGAUGAAGUUAGGUGCUGUUCUGAGCAUUAUUUGUGGCUAUAGAGUGGCUUUUUGGUUGAGGCUUGUGCGUGGAGAUGAAGACCACUGUGUAUUGCUAUCCUGUGGUCUUUGCUGAAGUUGGUAUAGAGAAGCAAGUGUUUGACAAAGUUCAUCUCUAGAGGGGCUGUCUAACUUGGUAUUACAGUGUUAUCAGUGAAUACAUAUAUAUAUAAAGCAGAUAGCUAGCUGGCAAACAAGCCAACAUAACUAUGUUCUCAUAACUAAAUCUGCACCCAACCAAACUCUAGUUCAAGUGUACUUUUCUGGGUUGGUCUUUGAUCAACUUGCAGCCAAAUACUAACGUUUGAAAAUAUUAUCUUGACAAAUUUUGAGUCCCACGUCUCAAUUGAGACAUCAAGGAUACAUGGGUGUGUAAAAUAAACUAACAGAUCCAAGCCUUAGAAUUGGAUCUACUUUCAACACUGCAUUGUGAGGUAAACUGUCUAAAUUUGCGUCCUCUGAUAGAUGCGACUGCAUAUCCAGGCACAGCUUGGAACUUGUAGGCGGAGCUGCAUUAAAAAGCAUAAUUUUGUCCAUGAGGUAGAAAAGGCCUAGUUAUUUCCUCCCACUUCAUAUUAACCUAAAUUCAACCCACAACCUGCUUCAAACUGCAUGCACAGGCAUGAUUCUGGUGAACUUUGUGAAUACUUUGGUUGCAGUCAGAGCAGACUUGGCAUCAGUCGUGGUUUCCCAAAAUCAAACCUGUGAUCUUUCCAUGAGACACCAGUCUGACCAGCAUGCCUGCUGCUUAAAAGGUCUGAAAAGAGGUGUCACCAUAGCAGGAAGACCUCCAAGGUACCUAUUUGAAAGGUGAGAGAGUGGGUAUGCAGCGGGUAUUCUUUGUGCUUGUUCUCAGGUUCACGUUUCAUGUUUUUGAACUUGAGUCUGUGAUCUUCAGAGCUUUGAAGUGAGACUGGCUCAGACUGAGCCGGUGCUGUUGGCAGUGAGAGCAGCUCUGUCCUAUAGACUGGGUCUCUGUGUUGCCACAACACUGGAGCUGCUGGGGUCACUGGUGUAUCGAGCCUUGAUGGUAAAGGCUGGUGUCAAAGUCCCGCUGGGCUGGUAUGAGGCUCUCUCUUUGUUUUUUUUUUGUAUUCCCUCCUAUUACUGUCUAAGGGUUGACCUUGGAAAACACUAAGGGACACUUGGAAGAUUUCCGUACGAUACUCUGCAUGUGCAGUUUCACUUGAGCUGGCCUGACUGUCGGCCUUGAGAGAAUCGUAUCUUAUUGGAUCUCUACAGAUACUAGGUUGAGAGCCAGUUUGGCACCAGGUUCACGCCAAAUAGACUCCUGUAGUCGCUCGCACACACACAAACACACAAACUGGCCUCUCUUCCAUGUAAAUAGAGCUUUCAUUCAUUGCCACAGAGGGGAGAGUUCUCAGUAUUACACUGUUAAUCCUGUCAUUACACUGAAUCUCCCUUUCAGUCUGCAGCAAAAUGCUCCAAAACACACACACACACACACACAAACACACAAACUUCCAGCUCACACAUACGUGUGUAUGUUUCUUUUAACCAUCCCAAUACAUGGUAUGAUUCCUUGGGUGGAAUUGAGGACAACCUUUGAGGGCUAAUAGUCCAGUGGGUCAGUUAGGCUGUGGUCUGUGGGAAUGUCAGGAAUUGAGACACUAAGCAGAGACUGUGAGGAUAUGAACGUGGCAUUGAUAGUUGCAGGAGUUGCGCACAGAGGCUCUUUUUUGCACUUAGUUUGAAUACAUGGUCUGCCAAAUGUGCAAAUUUUAUUUGACAUUUAACGGCUCUCUUGCGUCAGUGAAUGAUGAUCUUGAUCAUAAGAGCCAUUAAAGUACUGCAAACCAUCACAAUCUGACCCUUGAGCUGGACACUUGCGUUAAUACAUGUUAAAGCUUGUAUGAGGAGUUUUUUUUAUGAUAAUCAAAUAGGCUUUUAUUCGUUUUUGAUUUUUGAUGAUAGACAAAAGGAGGCCAGACCAUUGGCAGCAAGACUGACAGCUUUUAAACAGUAGUUUUUGAUUCCUCAGAUCAGGCAGGGGUGUAGGUAUCAGCUGAGCAGCCAGAGAAACAAUUUUUACAAUUUCCUCAUAAAAUACUGACAAUGAAUCUAAAUGUCAAAGGGCAGCAGGAUAAGAUUUUUGUCAGAGGAUAGCUCUUUUGCAUGUAGACAAGAAAAUCAAAAACUGCUUUGUCCACAGGGAGCGACAAAACUCACACAGUUUAAAUGUUUAUCGCUGUAGCUUUAACUUACUACAUAAAAUAUUGAAUUCAGAUUAAGGUAGUUUUGCAAUUUGUCUCCAAUUAUGGUUUACAGCAUCUACUGACUGUCAAUCUUCCUGUCUGUUUUGUAAGACCAAUUCAGAAAGGACCUGUUUUUUUUCUGAAACGACUCCUCAAUUUUAGAAAACCGAUAUUUCAUAAAGAAUAAAUAAUGACUAACGCAAACCUCUUUUCUCGUUUUCUCCUUCAGACGAUUUUAACUUCCUGCCUGAUGCAUUACCUCCUCUCCCCGAAGUCCCGGACUCUGGCUCAGUCCUGAGCUCCGUUGACUUACCAGCCCGCUGCCUCCGCAACCCGGCUUUCCUCCACGCCUCCUCACGCUACUGCUCCGCCCUCAGCAUGGACUCCUCUCCAGACAGCGCAGAGAGACCCAUCAGCUACAGCUCCACGUCUUCCUCCGCUUCUUCUAGGGACAGUCACUGCUCACUGGGCAGUCGCUCCACCCUGAUCCCUGCCCCUCAUUGUAACGCAGUGACCCCAGACCAGGACUCAGGGGCGAUACGGUUGGAACUGGUCCCGGCCCGGCAGCUAGGAUGCCAGGAAGAAGAUGAUACAGGGAAAAGGCAAGAGAGGCAGAGCAGUGCACAGACUCCAACAGAACAUUCAGAGCCUGAGCUCAGCCCGGACGGAGGAGAGCGGACAGGGCAAGUGCAGGGUCCGAGGACGUAUGUGGACCGGGUGGUGCAGGAGAUACUGGACACAGAGAGAACCUACGUCCAGGACCUGCGCAGCAUUGUAGAGGUAUGUAACGUUCAACCACAAUCAUUCCUGAACAAAACAAAACCUGUUCAAAAAAUUAGAAACAGACGAAUCUUAUCAAAAACACUGGCAGCUCUUUAAACUCAUGUUAGCACAUUUGGCAGGACAUCAAACAUGAAGUGAUGCGUUAAACAAAUCUAUGCUUUUGAAGAUUGUUUCAACUCCAAACAUUAAGUCUCAGCUUUCACCCAGGAAAAGUGUUUGUUAGUAAAAUGAUCAGUGAGGAGUUUUUAAUGCUUAAAGCCUUUGGUUUAUCUGAAGUUUUUCUCUGGAGGGAUAAGAGGAGACAAAUGCAACUUUUUCACUUUGAAGACAUCAUCUUUGACAUUAUUACAAUCCUCUGAACGUACAGACUAAAUAACAUUUUAAAGUUACUGUAGGGAACUUUGGAUUUGUCUUGAUUUUGAGGAUCUCUUGUAAGUAUUUGCAGUAGAAAGAAGUUUAAAGCCCAAUUUUCUAGCCAGUGUCAAACAUCAACCUUCAACAGCCGUUUUCAAGCAACAAAAAUAUCAACAGUGAGAUUAUCAACCUCAUUGCCGAUGGUCUUGUUUGUUGCUGACAGCCAUAAAGAGGCAUCAGUCUGCUUAUCAGACAGUUUAAGACUCCUCACAGUAUCUAGGAGACAAUAUUCAACUUCCACUUGUCUCAAAAAUGGUUGUUGUCACUUCCCAGCAUGCUCCUCUCAACGAUUUUUGGAGUUAUUCCAUUUAUUGUGAAUAUUAGACAUGUUAAAUGUCUACCAUUUAGGUUAGGGAGGCUCAGACCAAAAAAGAAGGCAGUCGUAAUGACACUGAACACUUGUGGGUUAUUUGGACAAUUAAUUGGUUGCGACAAGCCUCAAAGUAGGCCAGACACCCCCGAUCAAUGUCAUUACUCCCAGUUUCAUAACCUGAAAUAGGAAAUAACUUUUUCGACUUGGUUCUGACCAAUCAAAUGUUUAGCAAACCAGUUAAUAUGUGGUGAUGCACAUGUUAUGCACCCACAGCCUUGGCUAAUUUUUGUUUUUCCACUGAGUGUCCAUUUGUUAUUUGCUUUAUAACAAUCAAAGUUCUGUAGGCAAAAACUUCUUUUGGUUAUGACAAUUCUUUUAUUCCUUUUGCACAAUUAACCAAUGAAUUCAACUCAAAUUCCAGCCGCCAGCCUGCGGUCAAAAAACAAAAGGCUUCUUGUGCGCAACACCUGAAGUAAUUAGUGGGCACCUUAAAUGUUCUUUGGUGCACUCCACAUAGGUAAAAUAAUGAAUGGUUAAAAAUGGCUCCACCAGUAUGUAAGAAAGUUGUUGAAUUCAACACAUUUAACAUUUAGCACAAAAACCAUCAUAGUGGCAGAAUUUACCAUGCGCUGGGAGGAGAGGCUAGCCACAUCCCACCAUCUGAAAAAAGCCAAGUACCAAUACCUAAUUGACGAAGUGACUCUUCGUGGCACACAAGGGUGGCACACAACCAUUUAUUUUAUUGAGGUCAGCUGCUGUCGGUUCCCAGCAAAAUCAAUGUGCUACUUCCUCAAGAGAGUAGGUUUGGAGCCAAAACAGCUGAAGAAAGCCACCAGGGAAAUAGCCACGAUGGUAGAGUCUAGCUCAAGAUGGUUGUGGAGCCCCACUCAGGCUAGGUGUACUGUUUAAGGGGCGAAAACACUCUGACCCUGAGAUACCUGCUGAUGAUGCAGAAGGGUUCCCAACAAAACAGACGUGCCAAGGAACGUGAGGAAGGAUUCAGCCUACUUAGUCUGUAGUUGCCGCUUGUAGCGUAGCAUCUUUGAUGUUUAUCUCACUUGUAAUGUUUUAAAAUUGAAGUUCAUUGUCCAAACUUGUACAAUCUGCAAGGUAGGAAAUGAUAGUCCAUGCCAGUGUGGGUAUAGCUAGAAAUUUUGAUUGUAGCUUGUUACUUUGGACUCCUCCACAGCUGUCCUCUGGGCUGUCUAUAAAAUGAAAACGUUUGAACCUCUGGAGGACCCAGUUGAGGCCCAGGCAGAAGGACACCAUAAAUGUGUUUCAUUCCAGCGCCUGUUUGACCUUGGUCUUUGCAGGAGGAAUACAGGGGGCUUUAAAUCACCAGAUAACACACAUCCCUUCAGGUCUUUGUGGUUUUCCUCCCACACGUGACACACACUGCUCAUUGCCUGCUGGGAAACCUCUGACACAAUAAGGUCACCUGCGCUUACAGGUGGGGUUUGGCCGGGAUACACGACACCGCUGCCAUUGUGCUGCAGGCACAGGCACACAUUCAAAACUGUUCCUCUGAAGCACACACCCACAGUACUGUAUGCACACUCUUAGAUAAAUCCAUUCCUUUCUCUGAGGUCGUCUUUGAACUGCGAGGAUACACAGCGCCUCUGGUCAGAGCUUUAGCUGCUUUGUUAAAGACUGGGUGUACUGGUUCGAAUCAAAGGUUGCUCUCAUUUCUCUUUGUUUGGCUAUUCAGAUGUUUUUGGUUGUCCAUGAAACUGAAAAUUCACAUCAUAGAUGCUGAAUAUGGUGCGCACAUGUGAUGCAUGUUUUGCAUUUAAGUUUAUUUCGCAUGUGUGUUUAUUUUGCAUGCAUGUGUUGGAGUUUUGCCCACUUUUUCCAUAUCCUCCUUCCUUGCAGUGCAUCCCCCCACCUUUCUAGGUUGCAGGUCCAUGGGUCAGUGUGUGCAUGUGUGUGUUUGUAUGCAUAGGUGUGUGUUAUUCAGGGUUAAAAAGUUCAUUCUGUUGACAAAAAAGAGCAGGAAACUCAUUUUCCCAGAAGACAUGGUGGGAUUAAGCUCGAGGAUUUUGUGGCUUUGACCUGUCACCCCUGAUCGAUGUCAUAUCCCCUCCUACUCCUCCUUCCUGUCCUCCCAUCUUUAGGUGAGGGGGAAAAGGAAAGGCGAGAGGAAGGUAGUUUUGAGGGAUUUAUCUCCGAGAUAACGACAUCUAAAGUAGGUUACAGAAACACUGAACAGAGCUUUAGAGCUGAGCUCAAUAACCCUCUCCUGCCUCUAGACUUCUGCAGACCACCCAGUCCUGGAAGACCCCGCUUACAGAGCUGGACAGCUAAUUCUUCAAGCAUUUAGGCUUUCCUCACCCUUUUAAUGACUGUUCCAGUGAGUGCCCAGAGGAUGGAUUGCACUGAUUGUAUCUGGAUGAACAGAGCUUUUAACAUGACAGUUCAGUCCAGCUUGGACCCGGCUAUUAUCAGCACUGUCCUGUUGAAGCGGCUCCUGCUGCAACCCUGUGUUUCAAUAGUCCUUUAGCCUGUGCUGCUUCCUGCAAUAGAAGAGGGUGUGACAGCCUUAACACAAAUAUUUACCCAGACUCCCCUGGUCUCACCUGUGUUUCAUCUGUCAGCAUGGCGUUGAAGUCCACACACAGUUACACUCACACUGUGCCAUCGUGUGUGUGUGUGUGUGUGUGUGUGUGUGUGUGUGUGUGUGUGUGUGUGUGUGUGUGUGUGUGUGUGUGAUUUUAGUGUACUUACAGCAGAAAUGUGAGCUCAGGGGGUGCAGUAUAAUUUUGCAGUAGCUACAACAGGUCAUUAUUACAGUGACCUACAAGGACCAGCGAUCUGCAGUGGUCUGAACAAUCUUUAUUAGGAGAGAGACACGCCGCAACUGCAGAAACAACAAAGUUUAAAAAACACAUGUAAAAAUCUUGUUUAAUGCUUUUAUUGUUAUUUACAGCUGCUUGCAUUUUCGUUUUAUAUCAUUGGGGCCACAUUAAGAAAAAAAUUAAGACUUCAUGAUCAAGUAAUUACUUAUGAGAAUAAAGUCGUAAUAAAAUCAUUAUAAUACUAAUGAUAAUGUGGUUCUGAUGUGCAAAAAGAUUAAGUAUCUCCUUGUUUGAGAAACCUAUAUUGAAGUAUUGAAGUAUAUUGAAGUACAUUUUAAUGAAAUGCUCCAUUGCUCUCAUUUCAACAACUGUCAUUUUAACUAACAGGUAAGAAUAUAAGAACUUCAUUACUGCUUUAUUCUCAUUAGUAAUGACUUUAUUCACUUAGGUAAUAACAUUAUUACAUCUUUAUUCUCAUUGGUAUUAACUUUAUUAUGACUAUUUUCAUUAGUAAUAACUUUAUUACAACUUAAUUCUUGUUAGUAUUGAGUUUAUUAUGACUUUAUUCCUGUUAGUAAUGACUUUGUUAAAAGACUCUAUUUUCGUUAGUAUUAACUUUUAUUACGACUUUAUUCUUCUUAGAAAUGACUUUAUUUUUGUUUGUAAUGACUUUUUAUGACUUUAUCAUCGUUAGUAAAAACUUUAUGACUUUAUUCUUGUUAGUAAUGACUCUAUUCUCUUAAGUAGAAAACUUUAAUCGCUGAGUCUUAAUUUUAUUUUGUCCUAAUUUGGCCCUAAUACUCCAUCAUAUGCAGCUGUUUCAGCUUUUUGCAGCACUUUUUUUUUAUUUGCAGCUUUUUUGGACUGAUGCAUGUGUUUUUUGAGUUGUGCAGUUUUUGCUGUUGCAGCACUUCUCUCCUGAUGAAGCUUGUUUGGUUCAGCUGUUAAUUUAUCAGCUCUCAUCGGCCACUGUACAUUUUCCUGCAUUCAUGCCGAAAGGAAAUAAUCAGAGCAGUAAAUCUUGACGAAUUUGAAAAUAGAUGCACAGCUGGGAAAAAAGACUAAACUAAACCAAACUAAAUAUGGCCAGCCUGUUCUUUGCUUUUUAUCUCCCUGUGGAAACAUCUGUUGUUUUCAUAGUAAAUACCAACCGGUUGAGCCAUUUGUGCCAUUUUGAGCUUUAUUCGGAGUGUUUUUCUCACACUGGUUGAACGGUUUUCUUCCUCUGCCUCUGUUUUCUUCUGUUUGUGUCUUUUGGGGGACCUGUACAUUUUUGCAUGUAAAUUUAGCAUUGUUGUUUGGGUGUGAUCACCCCUCCCUUGGUCACCCACAAACAGCCUCAAACACACAGCUCUGAUCUUUCUGUCCCUCCACCUCUUCCUCUCAUCUCACCCUUUUCCGCCCUGUGACCCGGACCACAUGGCCACAGCAAAUUGAAGCUGACCGUGAGUUUGGAGAUAAACUUAAAGCACCACUUUAGCAUUCUGGUGUUUGCACUUGGUUUUAUCUGGAGGUAUGACGUCCUACUAGGAUGCAGAGUGAGGAAUUUGUUUAGUGUUAAUGGUUAACACGAGCAGGUAUCAAGUUUGUGCGUGUCAUGACCGAUGCUGAGUGGGGAGUGAGCCUGGAGGUGUGUGUGGAUCCUUGUCAGCUGGGUGUGAUGAGUGAAUCUUUCAGGCCAGGUCAAAUCCAUGACCCCGCGGCUAAUAAAGCAUCGCAUUACACAUCACCGCUGAUGGUUGACAAAAUCUAAACAUGACCCCACAACAUGACCCCUGACAUAACCACCAACAUGCCCAUUAGUCGUCUUGUGUAACGCCAAAUUCCUGAAAAACAAAAUCAGGGCUUGAAGCUCUCAAACCCUUAAACAUUCAAGAUGGCCGGCAUUCUCUUCAUUUUUCAUUUGAGAUGAGAUCAGAGUCUCCUUUUUCAGCGCCCAUUAUUUAACAUGUUUUAAUGGACCACUCAGGCUUGGCUUUUGUAAUGAUAAUGAUGGAUAAAUACAUAAAACAUUACCUGGAACAGAAACCACAGUGAUGCAACAGAAAUAAAGCAAACAGAGUCUCUCUUUCCUCUUUGAUUGCUCCAGAAACACAGUGUGUAGUGUGUGUGUGUGUAUGUGCACGUUCAGUUCUGUGUUGUCUGGUCCUGCUCAGUUUACUCAACUGUUACCGCACCACCAUUAAGAUCUUUCCUAACCCCUAUCCAUACCCGCUCCUUGUUUCAAGCUGAAAUACGGCUGUUGAUGGUUGACAUAAUCUGGUGGACAUGUGAGGUGUGUACAGGUGUUUCUUCUGGAUCUGUGUUUUAGAUUUGCUUCACAGGCAGAAACAGAGUUUUAGAGACAUUUCUGUUAACUGUCUUCUAGGGCUGGGCGAUAUGGCCUCAAAUCAAUUUCAUGAUAUAUUGAACAGUUCACUGCAACUACUCCACAAGCUGCUCAACCCCUCCCACAUUAACUUCGUCUACUUCAGCCGCCGCUCCAGCUGCUAUAACUUUUGAACCGUCCUCCAUCUCCUCAUCUGUUUUUCCCUCUUUGUUAUGGACUGGAUGGGGUGGAGUCAUGUCUUCGACGUAUGACAGCGUCUUAAAGGGAAAUUAGACCACAGCCUACCUACACACAUCCAAAACCAACUUUUAUUUAUUUUUUUUACACUGAAUAUAUUGACAUGGGCAAAAUAAUGAUGGUUAUUGUUACAAAUUUCAAUAUCAGUAAAUUUUCGGUUUAAUGCCCAGCCCUACAGUCUACAGUCAGAUUCAGAUUUUUUGGCUGGAGACGGCCAAAAUUUUCAAUAAACGCAAACAACAUAUCACAAUAAAAAAUAAUGACACCUGGAGAGAAAAAUGAGCAACAAACUCAGGGGUGCUCUGAUACAAGUACUCCGGAUUUACGCUGCAGCUGUUACUUUGCACACCCAUGUAGAGACAUGAAAUGUCUCCACUUUCAGUAUUCCCAUUAAGAAUACAGCUGAGUCUUUCUAAACCUGCAUGAAUGUAUUCAGUAAACACAGCCAGGACCUCUGUCCCUUUCUCCUGAACUAGUGUCCUCUCUCUGGCUUUCACUUUCCCUCUUACAGGCGUGACUGAGUCCUGAGGCCGCUGCUGUAUCAGCGCCUCCAACUAACGACAGUGAUGAAGCCUGUGAUAAGAGCCAGAGAGCAAAAUCCCCUUAAAUUAACUUAUACCUGUUUUUUUAACAAAGAGCCAUGUUAAAACCUGCGUUUCUCAGCAUUCCUGUGACUUUAGGAUUUAUUGACACUAAACCUGAUGACCUGUCUCAUAUCCUUAUCAGGCUGUUUACAUAAAACAACAAUCAUACAAAGAUAAGACCAAUGGGCUGAUGUCAGCUUUUUAAUACACCUGGCCUUGGCAGUGAUGUCAAUCCAUCUUUUUGUUUGUUUUGUCUCUCUAAAAUUAAAAAAUACCUAAAGUUAUGAAUAAGAGAGGGUUUAUUUUGAUCACCAUGGUAGUUUUUUCAGUGUCUAUGGUGAAAGUUAAGAUAGUUUAAGAGCACUGAGUUACCAUUGUGACAGAUGGAGGUUUAAGAUUCCUCAUGUAUGUAUAUUUCAUCCAUUUUUAAGUUAUUUUCCCAUAAGCAGCAUAAUUGAAAUUCACCGUAUUUUGCUUUGUUAAAAAAUACACUCCAUGGAAUUUUUAACACAAGCUUUAGAGAAUUUUUUUUUACACUGGGUAGAAGUGUUUAAAGUCACACUCCAAUCGUUUUUCUUUUACUUCUCAAAGUGUUAUUAGUGGGAUUUUAAGUUGUGAUUAGGAAGUUUUUAGCCAAAAUCACAUUACCUGUGUCAUUUUCAAAGACUUUUCUUCUGCAGAGAUCCAGUAGCUCAUUAGCAAUUUGGGCGGUGACAGCGCUACUCUACCCACUCCUCUUUACGCUAGCUUGUAGCCUAAUAUUGCCGGUGUAGUAGUAAAAGAAGCAGGUAACAAAGGAGCUAUUCAGCUCUUGGACACAAAUGUCUUUGGGGACAGAAUGAAAGUUAUUAUCAUAAUUAGCUUUCUUAUGAGCAUUACAAUCUGCUAACGCACAUGCUUGUUCCCAAGUAUGCAAGUCUGGCCUGCAUAGCAGGGUUUUGGGGGCGGAGCUUGGAUUUGCUAUGUAGGAAAACUCACUGUGUCUGAACCUGCCAUUUGGGUCUGCCAGAGAUUUACAGCGAUUUGAAUGCAGAAAAACUCAGGAAUUUAGUUUCACAUUUGGUUUUCUCAUGAUACGGCCUCUAGAAAAAUGCCAUAUGAACAUGUAGACAACAAGAAAAACAGGGUUUUCAUCAGAGCGGGUCUUAAGAAAUGACUAUCUUUGAAAGUCAGAAGUCGCUCUGUAAUAGUUUAUACUGCUAAAGCUUUCGCAUGAUGACUCAUUAAACAGCCCUUAAAUUAUCAUUGUUAUUCCAGCAUUAACACUUAAAAGAAUAAUCAAGUCACCCCAGGAGGACUUUGUGCUUUUAAACCCACUGUUUCAAAGUCUGUAGGAGUCACAGUGAGUGGGGUCUGUCACAAUCAAGUGUGUGUUCGUACCAAAACUUCUGCCAAUCAAAAAGUCAGUCCUGUAGCUCUUACAAGGUCUGUGUCUUUUUUUCUCUCUGUACAGGACUACUUGGAGUCUAUCAGUAACCAGUCUCGUCUGGCUCUGAGCUCUGAAGAUAGAGGCUCUCUGUUCGGCAACAUCCAGGACAUCUACCACUUCAACAGGUACAACACAGAGCAACAGAACUAAGACCUAUGCCACAUUUAAUACAGCAUUUUAAUGAUUAGACAGGUAUGAUGCCUGCUUUUUUAGGUCACUCCUCUUUUGCCUGUCCAGACUAAAAUGUCUGAUAAAUUGACUCUUUUCUGUCAAGUGCAACAACAAUAAAAACCAGUCAUAUGAACAGUAAAACUAGGCCAAACCACCUGUCAAUUUGUGAAAAGGGCGUUGUUGUUGUUGCAGUCAGGUGUGUGUACAUGUAAUAAGUCCCUGUCUGCAUAUUUUUGUCCUCUGGCACUGCUCGUAACUGUGUUUGUACGUGUGUGUGUGUGUGUUGUGUGUAUCCAGACUAAACGGUUGGCUGAGCAUCAGCCACGGUGGUCUGGAGACACACACUCCUUUUUCUCCCACCUCUUCAUUUCUCAGCUGUCACUCCCUCUCAAACUGGCCAGUACAACCAAGCAUAAAAGCAGACUAAAGCGGUCACAAUGACCUCAUGCUUUAACCAUGAAACAAUAACUUCAGCAGCAGCCCUUUUUGUCACAGUGUGCACUUACACACACAAACACGCACACAGUCAGUGCACACUGUCUGACACACAGGAGCUCCCUGUUUGAAUUCAUGGAAGUUUCUUAAUUGUUUGCAGCCAAAUGCCCUUACACCUAGUUUCUGUAACCAGGGUGACUCUUGCUAUUGAAAUUCAAUGAUUAGAAAAACAGUUGCUCUUUGUGACUGAAGAGAUCAUGGAAUAAAUAUUUUGAGCUCUGUUUUUUUUUUCAGGGACCUUCUUCAUGAUCUUGAGAAGUGCAACGCCGACCCUGUGGGCAUCGCAGAGUGCUUCGUAUCCAAGGUAACCAAUGACAUCCUUUACACUGCUCUUGCUCUUCUUCCUUCCCAUGACCACACCUCUAUAACCAGAUUUUGAUGUCUUUUCAUAACGUCCAAAAUCAAACAAGACCUUUAGCUACAAGAUUGACAAUUUUUUAUUAGCUGUGUUUUAAUGGAUGAAACCAGCGCGAGGAGGUCGGUGUCAACCAGGCGGCUGAAGAACCAGCCCAGUUUUUGCAAUGUCCAUGUAAAACAUUUACAAUAAAUAAUAAAUUUGACUGGCAAAAGUCAGCAGGGUAAGAUUUUAAACUCUACUCAAGCAUUGAGAAGCAAUGAAUUCUUUGUCCACAGGGGGCGCCAAAUUUCAAACAAACCAAAAGUUCUUUACAGGUGCUUUAAGCUGGAUCAGAAGUACUGUAAUUUGUGAUCUUGAAAUAACCAGACUGUGUCAGAUAAAAGUUGCUAAACUUUGAUUAAGGAUCUGAAGAAUGAACAGCUUUGAUUUUGUUCUUCAGACAUCAGGACUUUCAGACUUUAUCUCUGUUGAGGAGUGCUGUUACAUCGCUGUUCUUCUACUUCUACCCACCACUGUCUGUCUAUCUGCCCACAUGCACACUCUUCCUUCCUUCCUUCCCCCUGUUUAAACUUGUCCAAACAGCUGCUUCACACACACACAACCAUGCACACGCACACACAGACCUUAAAAAUGAGAAACAGGUAAUGCUCCAUCAUGAGAGGGAAGUAAACAAAGAUCAGAUGAAGACGCUGCUUGAAGCCAGUAGAGUUUAUUGAAGUUAGUAGCAAGAUUUCAGAGGUAGGAAUGUCCAUAUAAAGAGCAACAGGAGGGUAGAGAGGAGUGACAAGUAUGGGGGAAUUUUAAGGGCUGUUCAGAUAUGCAAUCACCUUUUUUUACUGCAGGGGGAUAAUAGCAGGGCUUCAUCAAGAAAAACUGGACUCAGCAACUCUGGUCACGGUAUCACUGCUCCUUUUUUCAUGCAUUUACUCCACUCCUGCUCCUGCCUGUCCAUCCCCCUAAACAAGAAGAGAAAAAAACAUGAUUAUGUCCCAUGGUAGUGCGCUGCAUACCAGCACUUCCUCUAAAAGCCCUCACAUUCCCUCCCUACCCGACUGCAAUUACACCCAAUACCACAGAGCAACUGUCUGACCAUGUUUAUAAAAAAACACAAGUCAUGUCAGCGUCACAGACACCCUAAAUACAGCAGCUGUUGCUGAGACACAUCAGUUUUAUAGCCUCCCACAGUAGCACUCUGAAUAAUUAACUGGAAUCCAUAAACAAACCAGAAUCAUGACACUUCUUCACCGACUGAUUCAUGUCACACUUGUUGCUGGUUUGGGAUUAUCUCGAAUGAUGUCCCAAUCAGAAAAGGACAUCCUCUUGUUUAUUUCCAAUCUGUAACUUUUAGGACUCGGAUUAUGCAACUAAAAAACACCCUCAUGGGAUUUACUGUGCGGUUUAGACAGAGGUUAGACUGGGUUAGCUAGCUUGGAAGUGAGGAUCAACUUUUGAAAUGUCUGCCUGUAACUUUUCGCCCCUAAAAUAAAGUUUAAACAGCUGUUCUUUGAACCAUACACCCUUCAUUAUCUCUCUGGUAGAGCCGUAAUCACCUCUACCAUGCUGUUGUAUUUAAGACAAUAUCAAUUAGCAUUUAAAAUAAGUUAGAUAGUGAAUUUAAAUCAGCUCAUUUACGUGGUAUCGUUAGUCAACAGCUUGUUUAGGUGAGUUCUGACUGGCCAUGAUUUAAAGCCCUGGUAGGAAACUUUAGUCUGUGUUGAAUUUGGUGCCCCCUUUUGGACAAAUGGGUGUCUGUGCAUGCAGAGGUAGUGUCCUCUAAUAAAUAUCUUGUUAUCAUUUUACUGUAAAUUUAAAACCAGCUUUUUUUGGCAGCUUGCAGUUAAUUAAAUUAUCUUACACCUACCCAUGUUAGUAAUUUUUUGACAUCAAAAAUACUACUGUAGACAGAAUCAACCUCAUCCCUGUCGCUAUGCUUUGCCUUUGUUAGCCAUCAAGAGGCAUCAAUAUUAAUGCCAGUCUGUUUCAUAGCAAGAUAAAAACUCCUCACAGCAGCUUUAACACAAAAAAAGUGACAGAUUUUUUUUUUCUUUUUUUCUGUUUGUUUGGUCCAUUUUAUCCCAAAAUUGACAUCUAAGUCCCAAACUAGGAGUACUUAAAUCUUUAAUUACCUCACACUCAUUUUCCUCAGUAGAUGCAGAUUCUCUUUAGGAUUUCGUGGGAUUGUAGUUUUUCCUUAAGGUUUUUUCGUUCUUGUCCAGUUUGGCUUAAAAAUCUGCAUCAUUUGAUACUGGCACAAGAAACUGAUCGGAAGUCUAAAAGUUGUGUGAGGAGGUUCUUUGUUAUAUUUUUAUCAUAUAAAUAUUAAUGCAGUAUAACAAUGUAGCUGAGAGGAACAAACGGUAGUAUUAGUAGUAUUGUAUGUUAAAGCUUGUCAGUGAAUAUGAUUUAUAGACAAUAUAUAUAAAAAAUUUAAAAAAAAACAACCAUGACUGUAAUUGCCUGUCUGAUCAUAUUAACAAAAAUGAAAAAACAAACGAAAAAUAUAUUCUAUAUAUGUAAUUAGAAUUAAUGUAGUGGGCAUGUGUACAGCAAGAAUCAGCUUUUAUAGUGAACUGACAGCUGAUCAGUGAUUGUCAGCUGUCACUGUUAUGAAAAAGGUCAAAUGGACAUUAUGUGACCCUCCAGUUUCUCCAGACUUCUGGUUUUUCAAAAAAAUGUGUCCUGUCUCCUUAAACAUAUCCCUUAUUUUAUAUGUUCUUGAAUCUGUCCAUGCAUCUUUGGUGGGAGAGAACAUGACACAAGGAAAAGAUGCAUCUGAAGGAUUCAUAUAUGCAAUUGCUGAGAGCUGGAGCAUGCAUUAUGUGAAACAGCAGUGCUGCAAAGAAAACGUGACUUUUUUGAUGCUGUUUGUCAUCCCCCUCUGUGCAAAUGAAACACAAAUGCACCAAAUCUCCAAAAGUAGAGUGAGUGACAUGUUUGUCUGCCUGUUUUCCAGACAGAAGUAUCAGAUUAGUACAUCGUUAUUCAGAAGAAACUAAAAAUAACUGUUUUUUUUUUCUGUUCUGGUUUUGCUUUUCUUCCAGUGAGGAAUCUGUUCAAGUGUUUAUACACGUCCAUACAAUCGUCGAUGAGUGGUUUCAAUAGAGCACAAACCAAAUGCCUGGAAACAUUUAGUCACCACUGACCAUGGCGCCCCCUCCUCAAAUUGAGACUUCCAAGGACUCACAUUCAUAUGUGUCUGUGUGGGAGUGUGUGUGUGUGUCUUCAUCGUUUAACAAGCAGACUUCUGGUAAAUGGGUUAUAACCAGAACAGUAACCAGAGGCCUUUUGUGUUGCUGAAGGUUAGUCAUGGUUGCUAAGGCAUUGGAAAAAACCACAAAGCCUGCAUUUUCACUAUCUGACACACACACACUUGUAGCUAAUUCUCCUGCAGCCUGAGCAGCCAAGACUCACAACCCAGCACAGCAUUUGAAGAGGAGACAGAUGGAGUUAUAAAUCUCCCCCUUUCUCUCUGAGAUAAUUGGCUAUAUGUCCUGGUGUUCCUCUCUGUUCCACUGAAUCUGUACUGUGCGAUGUGUUGAGUAAGCCUCUCAAGUGUUUUAUGUGCUGCUACAUGCUGAUGAAGCACGGCGAGCACAAUUACAACAAGAUCUGUAGUUUCUGUUUUUACCCCGAGUAAUCUGACGUGUCAAAGCUCACCUGAUGACUCAGUGUGAGCGGUCAAGUCUUGACAGAUCACAGUAGCAAACAAAGACGCAUGUUUAUUACUUUUGCAUUGGAAUGAUCAGCGGGUGGUGGCGCAAGGUAGAGAUUUCAUGCAUAUUGUUUUUUUUACCAGUUUUUCAAAGUAGAAGUCAACAUCUACCCUUGUGAAAAACACAGUCAGAAGGGUUCAGGUGUAUUUCACUGUAACAUGUCACAGUUCUCAGACUCACAUUUUAUCUGAAGAAAUAAAAAAGUGAAAGAUCAGAGCAGCUCUCCUGAACAAAAAUCAACCUCAAUCCACAAGCAAGAGUCAAAGUCAGCCAACCCUGUGUUUAUUAGUUAUUAACUAUUUUGACUAGUUGCCUAUGGCCUACAGCACCGUCUAGUGGUCAAAGUCACAAGCUAGUCAGUCAACUUUGGUCCACUGUGUUGUUUUUUUGGAGUCAAAAAAAGGCCAAUCUUCUAUCUUGAUAAUCUUAAAAGUGAUGAAGUGAAUUACAUGAAGGAGCCAGCUUAGAGAGUUCAAGACUCUCAUGUCGCAUCAAAACUGAUGGUUACAAGAUGAAAUGUAGCUUGUAUAUGUUUCUAAAAGGGAAGUAUAUGUUAUAGGUCUGGGUUAUUUAUGGUGAGGUUCAAAGUCCCUGUGCAGACAUGCAUGCUCGGCACAAUUUCUUACUCCAUAGAAGCAUUUAUGUAUUUUGUGGUUUCACUUUUCAAAGUCCACAGCCUUAUUAAGAGUGUGUAUUAGGAGUGUGUGAGUGAAUGUCACUGGAAAUCGAUGAUGGCACAUCUGGUUGUGUUUAGGUCUGGUCUGUGGCGGCAGACUGCUGGAGACGAGGAGGAGGAGGAGAGCUCUGCUCUUCAAUUUAGGACUGUUCCCACAGAGCACCUCAGGCUAACAAAUCAUAAGAGUCUGUCUGUCGGCGUUUCAGCGUGCAUGUGUGUGUUCCUAUGUGCAGUAAAUUCUGACGGGUUGCACUGUUUGUGCUCCUGCAGUUACGUUAAAUUGUUUGCAGUAGCUUGAAUUGUUAAUGUAUAAUUACCCACUGCGAGAAAUAAACACGAACACACACUCUUCACACUGCAGAGUGAAAGCUUUCUAUUCAUAACAUGUUGGAAAACAAAUGUGAGUGUACACCUCUCUCCACAUUUGUGUAUUUUAGUACAUUUUGAACCAGGACAUACUUCUGCCAUCUGCCUCGAUGUUUACGGAGCUGCUUCCUGAUAGCUGUCCACAUCCUGUGACCCCCAAGUGUUUAUGGACACAAAUAGAGUUUAAUUAAACCCUCGCAUUAUGCAACAGCGGUGGGUUCAUCUCCAGGUCUCAGAGAGGGAAAGACGGACAGAAAAAUUCAAGAAAAGAGAAGAAGUACAAGAAAUUGUAAACUGAAGUGUAGACAAAAGAAGAUGAAGAUGAGGAGAAAAGAUUGAGUUAUACCCCAUUUGAUGGCUGUGAUGUUCAGAGGAGUAUGCAAGGUGGGAAAAGUCUCAAUUAAAGGGUCAGCAAUGAAAUAUGAGGGGAUAUUUUAUCCUGCAGAGACUUAAAGGACAGGGCACAGACUAAUUAUUAGCUACAGGGUUGACUUUCAAUUAGAAGUGAUGGAGUAGAGUGGGUUCCCUUGUCUGAGGGCUCUUGGUGUGCAGAGCCAUAAACAUGAAAUAACCAGCCAGCCUCUAAAACUGCACCGAGUCCCUCCUGAUUCAAUGCAACAGUGACAGAGAAGACACAUGCUGACCUUCAGCUUUGUAUGUUUGUCUUUUCUGUUUCACAGAUCGGUUGUGUUCUCAUCAUUUUCUCAUGAUCUGAAAGUUAUUAGCAGGCACUCAAAACUUGAUUUAGAUUUAAUCCGGCUUUCUGAUCAUCAACUCUCCCACGAGUUUUGUCUUUGUCACAAUGCUUGAGAAAACUGUUAAAAUAAAUCCUCAAACAGACAAGUAGACAAUGGUGUUUACUGAGACUCAAAUUAAUACAGACCUGAUGUUCAGUGGGAAAAACACAAUUUUAUUGCAUGCGUGGUCCUAAUUUCCCUAUCCUCCUGUGUUUUCUGUAUUCAGUGUCCUCUUAGUGUGGUGCAAAAAAGACCACUCGGAGGAGCUACUGGUGUAAUGCUAUAAUGAUCAGAUUAAAAACAAAAACAGAUGACAAAUGGCAUUUUGACACAGUUUGGCAGUAUUCCCAUCGAGAUAGUGGAAAUAAAGUUGUGUGUAGGUUACGUCAGGUUAAACUGGCAUUUUACCUCUCGAUUAGAGCAACUGACCUGCAGAGCAGCAAGGUCUGCUGGUGCUGGCUCUGCUAGUGUUAGCCACACUCUGAAAACCAUGAAACAUUUAGACAGAGCAUAGAGAGUGGGAAGCAACAUGUGGAAAAGGGGCUGCAGGCUGGAAUCAGACCUGGGGCCUGUUCUACGAAGCAGGAUUACUGCUUAGCAAGGUAACUUUGAGGAUAAGUUCGGGGUUUCCUGUUCUACGACGCGGGUUCACCUCUUAGCGAGGCGAGUCUCCAUAGCAACAUACGCUGAACGGCUAAACUGCUCCGGGGCAGGUUAAGUUCCAGAUUGAACUCACCGAGUAUAAAAACCCCGCCCACUGACCAAUGAGCUCUCUCGAAAAACGGCUUGUCCGUUCUUGGAGGAUCCUGUAGACCUCGGUGCUCGCAAUGUCCGAGGAGGAGCACUCCGGCUCCCGAGAGUUUUCAGGGAGAGUUUUCUCCGGAUGACCACCUUUAUGAAAGGCUUAUAUGGCCGACAUAUUACACAAAACAUGUAAACACGAUAGGAAUGAACAAAUGAAUGAUUCAUCUUGGGAAUGAAUGGGCAUGGGCUGUGCGAUCACAGACAACAUCUCGGUACUAUUUAGUAGCAGCGCACGCCCCUUAUAAUAACGCAGUAAAUACUGUUGUUCAGGACUGCUUACUUGUGCCUCCUACCCACUGUAACAACCUUUGUUCUUGCCCACAUGCAACAUUCUUGUUCUCAUUCAUGAAACGCUUAAAUCAGGGACAUUUUCGGGGACAGCUUUAUCCGGGGACAGAUCAUCCAAUUCGGGGACUGUCACCUUAGUUAAAAGCGCAUGUUGAACAGCGCUAUUUCAGGGUGAUAAUGGCAUCAAAGAUUACUUUUCUGCCAGCAUUCCCUCCGUGCUUUUGUAGCGGCGACGGUGUUGCUUUUGAGGUUUAUGAUAGCUUUCAAUUCUUCAUACUUUCUCAUGAUCGUCUCCUGUUCCUCGUUUGUAAAGUCCGCGGUCCUUCACUCUCCAGCCUGCUCUGACGCUCCAGACUGAUCCAUGUUCGCGAUUGGUCAGAUGCGGCGGGCUCCGCCUUAUAUCUGUGCACGCGCUCAUAGCAGAGCUGGAUCCACUUAUGAGGUUGAUAACCAGCGUCGUAAAACCGUGUAGCGAGACCGCUGGCUACCGCGCUAAGUUGAGCGAGGUAGCUCCAAGCCUACCUCGCUAAGUUGAACCUGCUUCGUAGAACAGGCCCCUGCUGUCUGGACUGUAGCCACUUUACACAGGGGAGCACAGCUUAGCCAAAGUGUCACUCUGUUGCCCCUAGUUUUGAUGGUUCUUUGGCUGUUAUCUCAACUUUGGACAAGUCAGUUAGUCGGUAUAAUUCUCUGCUCGGACAACUUUGAGAUUAAGUGUUUCAGAAGAACUGCCAAACAAAGGUCAAGGGCUACAUGAUUAAUCAAUUUUAAAUCAUUAUUUGAUUAUGACGAUGUAAAGAAGAUCAAAAUCGUCAAACCAAUAUUCCUCUCUAUCAGGCUUCCAGAAUCAGCGGUGUUUCAGGUGACUGUAAACUGUACUUUUUGAAAACAGGUACGAGAGUGCUUAAAUCGGUAAACAAAAACAACCUUUAUAUGAAUACUUUUUAUUCUUCUUCUGUCUUUUGUGCAUUUCCUGGGCAGCGUUACAGUGCCACUUACUGGCUUGGCAUAUGCACUACAUUGUUUUCAGUGGUUUAGUUUGAAGAGAUGAUAGGAAAACUUUUUAUCAGUGAAGUUUGGUGAAGUUGUCACUAAAUAAAUGAUUAAAAUCAAAAAUUGAGUUUUCAGAGGAAAAAAUCUGGAUUCUAUUUUUGGCCAAAAUCAUGCAGCCCUAGGUCAAAGCUUUCUCUUUAAUACCUUACUAUAUGGGAUGGUCCAGUUUAGUGGUAGUUUGUAGAGUUGGUCUUUUGUAGGUUGGAAAGUUUUCUGUUCAAUCCCAGCUCGUGCAGGGUUGGCUGGGUUAGGAGUGAAGGAGUACAAAGAGAGGAGUCCGGUAACGGUCAGUGGUUAUAUCACUGCAACACGUGUGAGGACAUUUCUUUAACACAAACACAAUAAGACAAGCACCUGCUUGGGAUUAAUGUUCCAGUAUAUUACCUGCUGUGUUCACACUCUGGUUCAUUCGAUACCUGGUUGAGGCCCCCCUUUUAUGUAACAGGUGGAAACUAUUGAGCUUUUUCACAAUAUUCUUGUUUGUUGAGAUGCACCUGUAUGUCAGGCUAACAACAUCAUGUUUUAACAAUCUUUCAUCCUCACUACAUCAUAACCAUCCAUUAAAGAAAAAUAGUGGUCAACUAUGAAAGCCUCCUCACUUCACACCCUUAAGUGACCAGCCAGACUGGGCAGACACAACUUUAGACGAAUUGUUCUGGUACCUUUUUCUGAAUUUCAUACUCUUAACUGGAAGGCUGGGGAGAAAAGGUUGAGUAAAAGGGAUAUUUCGGGGUACAUUAAAGUUAUGGUCAAACACGCCGUAACACCAAGUUAGACACCCCCUCGAGAGAUGAGUGUUGACGACUGCUUGCUUCUCUAGUUAUACCAACUUCAGCAAUGACCGCAUGAUAGAAAUACACAGCGGUCUACGUCACCAUGUACAAACCUCAACCAAAUAGCCACUUGUAGCCACAAAUAAUGCUCAGAACAGCACCUAACUUCAUCAACAGUACAUAUAGGGUCCCAACCAUAGUACGAGCCAUCAAACAUCUUUUUAGCUUUGCCUGGUUUCUUUAGCAAAGAGACCAAACACAACUCACCCACUCUCCUCCAGCAGCCACUUGUGGGGGAGCCCUGACGAGUCGGUCACCGAGUGCAGUGGAAAAUGUAUGAUUAUUUCUUCAUAGAAAUGCAAUUAAACCUAGACGCUAAGGCAGAGGAACUACUGUGUGUGCAGUCCACGUACAAGAUACGCAAGAACUCUGAUUGCAUUUCCAUGAAGUAAAUGUUCUAAAUGUUCUUCCUUGAGCUGCGAAACUCCACUGCACUCUGUGAUCAACUUGAAGUCUUGAGAAACAGAUAGAGACUUUUGUAUUCACUGAUAAUCCCACUUGGACAGUGUUAGGAAAUGUUCAGGGGUGAAUUCUUGUGUGAAAGAGGCUUUUAUAGAGAGGGAUAAUAUCCAAGUUAGUGUUGUCAUUAUAGUCUGUAUAUAGAAUGGACAGCGUCUGCCUCCUUGCUGUGUGAAGCCACUCUGAGAACAGCGCCCCUCUGUUGAUGGGCUGCAGUAUAGGUCAUAAAUCCUGCCUUCGCCAACAAAGCUAAUGGAGCUGUGGACAAACUUUAGAAAUUUAUUACACAGGACAUAAAUUUUUCUCCCCCCUGCUUGUGAUGUUGACAUGUCAUCACAGCAUCACAGCAACUCUCGACGACUCUCCCGCCGAAUGUGCACAAUGUUACUGCGCAGUGUUGGUUUCAGGAAAUGAAGAAAAAUCCCGGAAAUACAGAGAGCUUUUUGGCUUCAAAUCCAUAUACAGGCGGGAGGCGGAACCAAGUUGUUUAUAGUGUAUAGAGUCUAUAGUUGUCACUUAACGCAGCUUCUAGCAUACAGUAAACAUGUAAUCUUACAAUUCUAAGGGAAGAUCAAACAGGUUGAAGGCGCUUACCUCUCAUUUUACACUUGUUUUUACCAGCAAAUCUGACAACACUCUUUUGUGUUACCUGACAUGACUACAUGUUGUGUAUUUCUCUUGUUUUUAUCCCUUGAAUGCAUCAAGUCAUGAAUCCUUUUUGUCUUUUUCAGAGUGAAGAAUUCCACAUUUACACUCAGUACUGCACCAACUACCCACGGUAAGACGCUCUCAUUCAUUUGACUGUAUAAAAACCGUCACCCUGUUGUCAUUGUCAUCUAAUCUUGAUCUCAUCUCCACACACCGUCUUCCCAGAGUCUCACAUAUCUCUAUUGUGCAUGCGGAUCAAUGCCUUACCCUUUUUUUCCUCGCCCUGAUAAACUGACGCGCUCCAUAGAAGGUGCUUCAGCAGGAGUCAAAGUGUCUACCUUCAGUUAUGCCUCAGGGUCUAACUCCCUCGCUCCUGAGUGCCCCAUUUUUUAUCCUGCUUUUCUUUUAUUUGCGGUGUAUUGACAGAGUAACAGCUCACCCACUGACAGAUGGGGUAUUAUAGGUGUCAUCUUAUCACAGCUAACACUGUUAAUGUUUUAUUAAGCUGGGCGAGUGCAGGCCCCUCGGGACGCUUAUGUGGAUCACCAGGGAGGAGUUUCGUGGAGUUUUUUGUUUGUCAGUGUGUGUACUGUGUGAGAUUUAAUGGGCUGAAACCGGAGCCUUUUCUUGAUGCCAAGAUAAACUGCACCUACCAAACACACCUUCUCCCCCAGCUACCAUUUUUCAGUCAAAGUGUGUGAUAAGAAAGGCACGUGGGGAACAAAACACACCAUUCACUAAUUGAAUGCUGAUUGUGCGUGUGUAUGUGUGUUUGUGAGUGUGUGUCUGUAAAGGGGCUAUUGUCAGCUGUUUGAGAUAGACCGUCUCCCACAUCCACACCACAGCUGGUGACCCCCUACCAAGGUCACACACGACAGACACACACCAACGUACACAUAUGACACACAAAUACACACACACACACACACACACACAUACAGGCUGCAGAUGUAUCAUGGUCAUGCUGGGCUCCAGGGUCGGGUUUCCUCCAGAACAAUGUGAGGCCUGUGUGGAGCUUUGCUGGAAUUCAGACAUGCAGACAUGCACAUGCAUGCGCUCACACACUCACACACACAUAAAUAGACUAAAAGCAAGUUUUGGGCAACUGUCAUUUUUUCCUCUCUAUCUGUAUGCAUGGACACACACACACACACACAGCCUACACUUGUUGGUGAAAAAGGCUCUUUCUUCCACGGUAGGUCAAUAAGUACAGCAGCUCCAGUUACCAGCAGAUCUGACUCCUCUGGUGUAAUAUGUACCAAUAAUCAAUUUAUGUUGUCUAGCAAGAAAAAAUAAGAAAUCUGUGUUUGACCAAUAAGCAAUCAAUGGACCUUGAGUUCAGUGGCACUGAAAGUAACAAGAUAACAAGGACAUUGUAAUUCAGCAUAAAUAAUAUCACAUGCACUGACUUCCACUGAAAGCCGAUUAAGUAUGACGCGGCUGCACAUUUUGACAAACAGAGGCAGGUCUCAGCUAGAAACCCAUGUAAAUAAUUAUCAGGCUGUCUGUGUAAUGAUGAAACACCUAAUUAUUUUACUUCCACCGAAACACAUGAUGUCAUAUUUACUAAUUGCCAUAGCAGCAUGGUGAAAACAGAGGGACGUGAAUACAGUCAGGCUGUCAAGUUUGCUCAACAAAAGCUGCAAGAAGAGAUUUCUGCAUUUAACAAAGUGAGAGGAAACAUAAAGCUGAACUUGGAGAGUCAAAAAUCUGACAGUGGAGUAGUAGAGGAGGAGGGUUAACGGUCCACAGUAUGCAACAGUGAAUACAGCUGGUGUUAAAGUCUCCUAGAAGUUGAUCAGGAAGAAGGUUGUAGUGAUGUAUGCCUCAGCUUUCUGAGCUCUUCUACUAAUUAAUUGAUCAUUUAUUCCUACAAGCUGUUCUUUUAACCGUUUUCAUUCAGCUGCAUAACUUACACUCUUCUAGAAGUAGCUUACACUUCAAAUAAAAGCAUUUUUUACAGUGUAGGAAACCAGGCAAUUUAAGAUUAAGACAGAAAAUAGAAAGGAUGUAAAACAAUCUUUCCAUGAAGAAGAAGUUUCCCUUACAAGGACAGUAAUGUGGAUAAAUCAAAGAUUUUAACAUAAUUAGAAUUUAAUGAUGAUAUGCAAGUUAAAUGUGAGUAUUAAGAAAAUAUAUGGACUUGUAAUAUUUAGAAUCAUGUACUUUAUCUUGUUCCAUUAGCGUCUUACUAAAUAGAUUUUAACAAAAAGCAUAUAGAAGGUUAAAUAUGCUAAGAAGAUGCCUAAAGUUCACUAAAAACUGUUAUACUUUCUGUAAAACAGGGUGUUUUUUUCUCUGUCAGUAUUGUAUAGGCUGUCUGCACAUGCAUCACAGCUCCUAUUUGUCAUUACUGUCAAAUUAUAGUUUACUACAAAGCCCUGAUAUCUUAUUUGCUCUGUUUUGUCUCCACAGGUCGGUGGCUGUGCUAACAGAAUGCAUGAGGAACAAGGUGUUGGCCAAGUUUUUCCGCGAGCGCCAGGAAUCUCUGCGGCACUCCUUGCCCCUGGGCUCCUACCUGCUCAAGCCGGUGCAGAGGAUCCUCAAGUACCACCUACUGCUGCAUGUACGUUUGUCUGCGUUGUCUUGUUUAAACACAUGCAUACAAUCACUCUUUGCCUACAGAAAUGCUAGAACGAGCACAAACAUGUCAGCAGGCAGUAAUGUUUUAUCUAUGGCCAUACAAAUGAAUGGUGCUACGGUUAAGUAACAGCAUUUCUGGAUCAGCUCCCAGUGACAGUCUCCACUGGAGAGGCCAAAUGUUUGGACAUAUGGUACUCAGUAUGCAUCUUCCUGUAUAGGCACACCGCUCGCAUGCAUUGUAUGCAUAAGCUCAUAUGCAAAAAUACACACCUGGAAGUGAAGCCCUUUCAUGAACAUGCAUGCACAUAGUGUGUAAGUGCACAUGCAAGCAGAAUGUGCAAAUACUUACUCUGAGUGUUUGUGUGUGUCUGUGCAGGAGAUAGCCAACCACAUGGAGAAGGACACAGAGACGUACGAGGUUGUGCAGGAAGCCAUAGAAACCAUGCAGAGAGUGGCCUGGCACAUCAACGACAUGAAGAGGAAACACGAGCAUGCUGUUAGAUUACAGGUACAAAAAGCACGAAAAAGGUGAUAGAUAAACAGAUGCCAAAUUACGCAGUCAUGUCCGGUACAUGACUACCUAAAUCAGACACAGACUUUCAAGGCUUCCAAGGAGCCGAUACCUCAUAUUUCUGCAGAAAAGCUACGUGAAGUCUAAGUUUCAAUCGGCUGAUGCACUGAUCCUCCCCACAUCUUACGCAAGUCACUAUGUUUUCCGCCGGGCUAAUGAUGGCCUUGCAUAAGGGAGACACAUAAAAGAGAGACUUGUUUCUUUUAUCAGCUGGGAGCCAGGAGGGGUCAAGUGAAUUCAGGAAUGUGUGUGGAAACGUUUACUGUCAGAGUCUGGAAAAAAAGGAUGGGCGAGAUUAAGAAGAAAAUACUUUUUUCAUCCUUUUUCUGGAGCCCUUUUCUCAGACAUAUUUCCUACUUUACAGUUACUUCCCUAUAACCUUUUGUCUUUUACUAUCAUGGCUUACUGUUUCUUCUUAAAUCACUAGAAACAUAAAAUGUUAUCUAACUCAGUGCUUCAAGUGGAAAAACAAUUAGUUCUGGUAUCAUACUGCCAGUGACAGUAAAUCCUGCAGCUGUUGAAGAUACUAGAAGAUGAUGCCGAUUUUUAAAACAUAUAUUUACUGAAAAAACUACUUCAGUGUGCCAGUCUGAAAAGAACUGUAUGUACCACUGUAUCACCAUGCUCCAAUCUAAUUUCCAUUGGGUUUUAUAAACUAUAUUCAGUAGUAUUAGCGUGGGAUGCAGAGACAUCAUCAGGCCUUCACUUUACAGAUAUGGAUAAGACAUAAGGAGUUAGCUGUAAAUGUAGUGAUAAAUUAAGAAAUAAAAUCAUUUAAGAGGUAAGAUAAAUUUAGACCUGUAUCAUCAUCAUUCAGCCCUGCUUUGGUUCAUGUCCUCUUUGUGCCCUUUGAGGCCAGGCUAACGUUGCUGUCCCCUCUUUCCUUACUCAGAUUUUUUUCCACUUUUGUCCAUUACUGUAGGGGCUCUUUAGUUUGUCAGUUUGCUGUUGUUUUGUUUUGCAUAAACAAGACAAGUACACGUUAAAUAACACCCUUUGUAAUGUAUUUUGGGUGCUGUAAAUUGUAACACGAAGAAAACUGGAAAGAGAACAGAAAAAUUAUUCUGGUAUGCCAAAGGGUUAGGUCUAAAAAUGGUAGUACUGUAGGGGUACACCAAAUACUGAGGCUGAUAUUGGCAAAUUAUUUGUCUGGGCCUUGUAUUUUACAGAUGUCAGAUAAAGUCAUUUAAUUAAAAAGUACUCUACUUUGGCUCUGCAGCCAGUGUUUGUUUCCCUCUGGUUCUGUUUUUUUGCACCACUCUGUCUCACCUAAUGUCCCGCCCACAACUCAACCCGAUGGGCUAGAAGUCACACAGUUAGCUGUUUACUCCUAUAUAUGAUGCUUAACGUUAUUUUUGAAUUCACUCUCUGAAAUUACUUUUUCUGAAUCAUUUUACCAACAUUUCAUGGUAGAUUGUUAAUUUAUAUUAGUGAAGCUCUAUAUUAAUGAGGUGAAGGAUCAUUGUUAUGCGCCAAAUUUUUCAAGUCUCUCUUUAGUUUGCAAUUGUUUUUCCAUUUUUUACAAAUUCUCUGUGUUUUGUGGGUUUUCUGUAGGAGAUCCAGAGCUUGCUGACUAACUGGAAAGGCCCGGAUCUAAUUGGAUACGGAGAGCUGGUUCUUGAAGGAACAUUUCGUCUACAGCGAGCUAAAAACGAGAGAACUCUCUUCCUGUUUGACAAGCUGCUGCUCAUUACCAAGAAAAGAGAGGAAACCUACACGUACAAGGCUCACAUACUGGUCAGUGAUGACACUAGAAGCCUAAUAAAAAACAUAAAAAACCUACAGACACUACAGUCACAAAUUUCAGCUCAGCAGGUUAACAAAACCUUUCACCUUUUUUUUUUUUUGCAGUGCUGCAACCUGAUGCUGGUGGAGGUAAUUCCCAAGGAGCCGCUGAGUUUCAGCGUGUUUCACUACAAAAACCCCAAACUCCAGCACACAGUCCAGGUACAGCAUCAUUACAUAAGAGGAUCCUCAUCGUGACCAAAGUCUCCGUCAGUGUUCAAACAUGUUUUGCUUGAACUUUGCAGCAGCAUUAUUAAGAAAGACUUCAAACAAGUGUGAUGAUUAUACGCAGGUGUCUGAUUGUUUUCUCAAGGGUCCAGGCUCACCUAAGGGAAUUGUUGAGACUUGUCGAGGCUAAUGCUAGCAUUGUUACCUAACCACUGUGCUUUGUAUAAGUGCUAAAAUAUAAAAGAUAAUGGCUGUGAUGUAAGAAAACUAUGUUCUACAUUUCUGAAGGUUCAACCAGACCCUCUAAUCUUCUGUUUUUAAAGUGUAAGUCUGAUAUAGUCUCAUCCUUGAUGUUUUGUUCGAUAAUCUGUCCUCAGGCUAAAUCCCAGCAAGACAAGCGCAUGUGGAUCCUACACCUCAAGAGACUUAUACUUGAAAACCAUCCUGCUAAAAUCCCAGCCAAGGUAGGAUCCCAUCGCCACCUGACAUUUCACUCCUCUGCUCUCUGAUGGUGCAAACACACUUUGAGUAGGAUGUCUCUGAAAUAUCACUCCCUAUCACCCACUUUGUUCUUGCUCCAUGUUCAGUUUUCCUCUCCUGACUUUCUUCUUUCCGCUGUCUCUUCCAAUUACUCAUUUUCUAUGUAUCACUUUUCUGUUUCUUUACACAUCUUCAAACAUAAGAGUAAAAACUUGUUUGCAGGGGUAAAGAUCACAUGGGUGACCAUAUGUUCUCUUUUACCCGGACAUGUCCUCUUUUGGGGGGCUGUCUGGGCUGUCUGGCCUUGUCUGGCCUUGUCCAGGGAAGUUUAUGAAAUCCUUUGAAUGUCUGGGGUUUUGUAUGGUAGUUUUUGUUGCUGGGUUAGAAGCACAUAAAAAACAUUCAACCUGAGAAACUCUCAAAAUUUACUACAUGCGACUCCGUGGCUCCAUCCCCGCGUAGUCGUGUCCUCUUUUGGGGGAUUCAGAAUAUGGUUACCCUAAUGUGGAAAGUUCAAAUGAUAACAUGAAGAGGUUUUUACUUCUCACCAGAUCUGCACUCUACAGUCAAUCGUGUACACAGCAAAUCUGAUGGAAAAGGGGCGCCAUCUAGUGUCAAAACAUGUGCUCAACUGUGAUUCAAGUUAAAUCAAGUUAAAUUUACACUCUUUUUAUCACUUUUAUUCAAGGCAAAACAAGCAAUUUUGGAGAUGGAUGCAAUGCGUAAGUACCAAUUUACAUAACAUGUUAGUGACUGAAUAAAUACUAUCAAUUAUUUAUACAUAGUAUAUCUUCUGUAUGUGUAGGAAAUAAUUGGAUAUAUUCUGUUUAUCCUAACCCUCAUUAAACACUCAUGGUUUCUCUUUUCUGUCACAUCAACAGACCAUCCUGGGUUUCAUUUCAGUCCUGAUGGGGAUAAGAAGGAUUCCCCUCAAACAAAGGAGGGUCCUACCCCUCGAAGAGGUCGCAGGAAAGGUAACAAAUCAAAGAUAUCAAAUAUAACCUAUCUAAGGGGGUUAAAUUUUACAGCUUUGUCCCUAAUUAAUUCAUUUACCUUUCUAGAGCCUCUGUCUAAAUUGCUGAAAAAUGCCAAGCAAAAUGCUGCCAACACAGACGGUGAUAAAGUGAGUACUUACACACGGAUGAACAUUUUUUAAAUUUAUUUGAUAUAUAUAAAUAUGUUAUAAAUUUACUUAAUAUUUUGUUUUGUUUUUUUUAUCUACUUAUUUAUCAAUUUUAUUUUGUUUAUUUAUUAUUAUAUUUUUUCUAUUAUUUUUCUUCUUUUUUCUAUCAUAAAAAUAAUUAUAUUAUUUUAUUAUUGUAAUUAUUGCCAUAAGGGGGAAAAGUGGGACAAUUACACCAGCAAACACACACUUCUCAACACAAAUAAAAACACCCACCCACAUUUAUUAAAACACAGUCUUGCAAUAUGUUCAAAGGUAUUUGUUGUGUUUCUGUUUUACUUUGUCACUUUGAUUUGUCUACAUUGUCUGUUUGUUCUGCUUAUAUGUUGUCUGCUACAUCUUGAUCUGUCUUACAUCACUUCAUUAAAAAUAAAAAAUGCACAGAAGGAUCUUGUGUUUUGGUAGAGGAGCAUGAGUAACACGCUCUGACAGAACUUGUUUAGCUGAUCUUUUUAAACCUUCCUCCUCUCCAGCGAACAAGUCUCGGUGCCACCCUGCUCUCACCGGUGUCCCAGCUGGCUUUGGGAACUAUCGGUCGCAGCCGCAGCCUCAUUAACCAAUCACAGGAAUCCCUCGACCCCGGGGAUCACUAUGACCACAGUGACAGGGAGGAGGAGCCACAUCAACGAGAUGCGGAUGAUGAAGACGAUAGUGGCUUGGUGAGUUUAAAGGCACUAAAUAAGUACAAAAUUUAAACUUCAUCUCUUGUGCUGCAAACUCUCUGUUAAUGCCACAAACUGCACCGACAGGGAGGUGGAAAGCGGCUGCGAGUGCCAGGAAAAAGCAGUAGGAAGAGGCUUAACCCCCAGGCAUCUGUUGAUAGUAUAGAGCAAUGGAAAGCCUUCAACAUGAGCCCUUCAGACUUACAGGUAUUAAGUGCACUAUGAACUUUUCUGCAACUUUGAUUUGAGGCUAUCUCAAGUACAUCUGUGUAAAACGACAACUUCCAUUUUUUGCACAGAGAGCCAGAGAGUCCCUCGUAAGAGAAGGAAGUCACCAUCCUCCGCUUCUCAGAUCACCUAAUGUGACUGAGGAACCCCCAGACACCCCCAUCCCCUCUGUCAUAGUGACUGAAAGUGACAACUCUGUGAGGAACAUCUGGGCUGACCACCGCGCUCGUAGGGCCAUGUUCCCUACACGACAACGAACCAUGCAGCCCGACGACGAGGACGAGGACAUCUACCAGAUGUUUGUCCCCACAGAGCAAAGUGCACCAGAACCAGAGGCGGCUCCAGAGAGGUCAGAGGCCACGUCUUCACCCAAGACGGCCCGACCUUGCAGCUGGCACGUGGAACAGGUUCCAACUGUGCAGAUUGACCCUCCGCCCAGUGAGAGCAGAGUCCUGCGGAGGGCGAGCAGCGCAGGGGAGAAGGCUACUGAAGCUGGACAGAGCCCAGAUGAUGACCGGUCAGGGCACAGCAACUUAGAAGUGAUCCACACGGAAUCAUCAAGCAAUGACUUGUCAGGAUCUUCCUCAGCCGAGCAGCUGACAAUAGACGAUAUAGAAAACGUGUAUGACAACAUCAGCUAUGAGGACCUUAAGAGCAUGGGGCUUGUUAGAAGAGACCCUGAGGAAAGCCAGUCAGGGAAAGGAACUUCUACAGAUGCACAGGGUUCCCAGGGGAAGGCAGCAAGGGUACUACAUGAGCCAGAGUCCGUAGGGGUCAUGGAGCCUAUGAUUGAGCCUGAGAGUUCCUCAGAUAGCAACCGGUCUUCCACACAGGAGGCGAGGCCAUUUGAGCUUAAGAUAGUAGAGGAGAAUAUUUAUGACACCAUCUGUUUCAGGGAGCCUCCAUCAACCAAGGUCAAAGGACUGAGCGAGGGGAACAAGGUGAAACAAGAAGGGGACAGUCUACUGGCAUCUGAACAUGACCUGACUGGAAGCCUUGGAGCUUUCAUGUCUGAGGAGAGCCUCCACUUUGGAGAGGAUGAAGGACAUGACACCUCCCACCCUGUCACAUGUUCCUCUGAGCCGGAUUAUUCCUCCUCAUCUGCAUCUGAGACUUUCUCUCAGCGCCCGCAGAAAGGGGAUAAGAUGUCCGAGCAGGUCGACGAGAUCUGGAACGACCUGGAAAACUACAUCAAGAACAACGAGAAGAAGGCUGAUAAAUUGCCUGCUGCCUUCCCUGUGGGUGCCAAUGAGUCACCCAAGAAGGCUUCCUCAGUCAAAACCAGCCCUACAAAGACCCAGAGUCCUCAAGCAGCCAGUCCUCAAACAAAGAGUCCCCCAACACAAUCGUCCAAACCCCCUUCUGUCACCUCCACACCGUCCUUUACCAUCCCAGUCAUCAACCUCCCUGACCAACAAAGUGAAGCCACCACAGCAGAAGAACAACACAGCCCUCCUCCCGCCUCACGGCCCCUCCCUGUCACCCCUGAGCCCCUCCCAGGCACAGUGAAGAACAUCCGGAAAAGACUGGCACGCCUGAGCAGCGGCAGUUUCCGCCUUGAGGACGACGACCUGGUUGAGCUUCCUUCCAGAAAGGACAUUCACAGCUUAUUUCCAGGGGAGCUGGCAGGUCUGGACUCCCCCUUGGCCUCCUCAUCCCUGCUGUUGGGUGAGUCCGUGGACUUCCCAUUGGAACUGAUGGACAAAUCAAAGAGCAGAGUGUUCCUGAUGGCACGGCAGUACAGCCAGAAGAUCAAGAAAGCCAACCAGCUGCUGCGCAUGAGGAGUAUGGACCCUGGGGACUCAUCUACUCGGGCCAGAGCUGAGAAGAGGCAGAAAGACCUGGCAGCUAUUUUAGAAGAGAAGAAACAAGGAGGUGCAGCCAUAGGUAACACAAAACACAAGACUCUCACAACUGUAGUUGUGUAACAAGCAUGAAAUAUACAGCAUGAACAAAUGUGUUUUUUUCUCUGACGUUCUUCUCUCCUGUCUUCAGGUGCGAGGAUAGCAGAGUACUCCCAGCUCUACGACCAGGUCAUGUUUAAAGAGCCUCCUGGCACAUCUGGUCAGACCUCUGUAACCCCCCACCACAGCCACCCAGGGCUGCCGUCCUCUCCAUCCUUGCCUGAGACCUCUGCAGAAGAGGACUGGCUCCACUCCACCUACAGCAACGGGGAGCUGGUCAGCUUCGUCUCUUCAUCCAGUGAGGGCGAAGACACUCGAAUGUCUUCUACUCCCCAUCGCAGACUUACCUCCUCCUGCUCCAUCCCCUCCCUCAAGACAUUACCUCCCUCUCCAACCACCCCGCCAUCCCAGAGAUGGAGUUCAUGCAUAUCAGCACCAAGUGAAAAAGAGGAGCAUGUGUACAGCACCAUCAAGAGACAUCCCUCCUUUAAUGCUCCCUCUCUGCCCUCCUCCAAAUCUUCCCCGUCGUCUGGUCACUGUCAGUCAGUCAGCUCUCAGGGCAGCCAACAGCAAGAGAAGAUCAAAUCUGGACUCAAGUGUAAUGGACCCGCUGUGGACCGAUCCACGGACAGACUCCAUGGUCCAAGUCUUGGUCGUACUGGUCGGCAGAGCAGCCUCCCAGAGCGCUCCACCCAAGGACUUUCAGACCUCACUAUACACGAUGGUCAGCAGGUGGUAGUCCUGAACAGGGCCUCUGCACUGAGCAUUCUCAAUGCCACCCAGAACUACCUGGCUAACUUCAAGGACAACGAGGAAGACGACGAUGACUAUGUAGAGAUUCGCUCCGAUGACGAGAGCGAGAAGGAGCAGGGGAGACUGGCGAAGCAAAACUGCAACUCGACAGGCCUUUCCAAUCAAACCCGGAGUCUCGCCCAUUCCCAGAGUCUGCCAUGUACGCCAGUGCGCUCCUGCGAUCCACUGAGGUCUCUCGAUCGGGAACAGCUGGAGAAAUACCUGUGGAGCGAGCCACAGCAGAACCAACCCAAAAUAGUCCAGUCUUUGAGGGACAAGUUUCAGUGUCUGAGCUCUAGCAGCUUUGCCUGA